AUGAGUGUUUCUUCUGGCAAAGGGGGCUCGAGUGGAAGCUCUUCAAUUGGUGGUAUAUCCUUUGCAAGGAAUGGUGGUCGAAGGUGUAAAUGUGGGAGGCCAACUAUUGUGUAUACCUCCACGACUGGCAGAAACCCAAACAGAGCAUUCUUUGGGUGCUCAAAUUUCAAGGAGAAGAAGUCAUAUUGUGGUUUUUUUAGAUGGGUGGAUGAUGUAUGUAACGAAAGGAUGGAGCUGGAAGAAGGAAGAAUAAACAAGGUGGAGUUGGAUGUAGCUGAGAUGGAAUUCAAGUUGAAGUAUGUGGACAUGAAGCUGAAUAAGUAA
Gastrolobium bilobum is the source of this 324-nucleotide messenger RNA. RefSeq lists its product as uncharacterized. The coding region runs from base 1 to 324 and encodes 107 amino acids. The transcript has 2 exons. NCBI's taxonomy places the organism in Eukaryota, Viridiplantae, Streptophyta, Magnoliopsida, Fabales, Fabaceae. The record is from RefSeq and is a predicted model, not a curated record. Gene Ontology annotation, molecular function: zinc ion binding.